Molecule: messenger RNA, 1536 nt
Organism: Lichtheimia ornata
Lineage: Eukaryota; Fungi; Mucoromycota; Mucoromycetes; Mucorales; Lichtheimiaceae
Product: glycerol kinase
Exons: 4
Coding region: 1-1536 (511 amino acids)
Biological process (GO): glycerol metabolic process; glycerol-3-phosphate biosynthetic process; triglyceride metabolic process
Cellular component (GO): mitochondrion
Molecular function (GO): glycerol kinase activity
Source: RefSeq, a predicted model, not a curated record
AUGCCUAAACUCGUUGGUGCCAUUGAUCAGGGCACGACUUCAACACGCUUUGUCAUCUUUGAUCAAAGUGGUGCUAUCGUUGCUCUUCAUCAAAUACAAUCUACCCAACAUUAUCCACAACCAGGAUGGGUUGAACAAGACCCUUAUGAAAUGCUUGACCUUGCCAAAGCAUGUAUGGAACAUGCAGUGCGUAAGCUCAAUGGUACCGGUUACACAUCGUCCGACAUCCAAGCGAUUGGCGUUACCAACCAACGCGAAACAACUUUGGCUUGGGAUAAGCUCACAGGCUUGCCUCUUUACCCUGCCAUUAUUUGGAGUGACGCCCGUACAACUGAAACCGUUCAAAAACUUGCAGCCACUAGCGACAAGGGAAUCGAUGCGCUUCGAUCCGUUUGUGGACUUCCUCUUACAAAUUACUUUUCGGGAGUCAAAAUGCGUUGGCUCCUUGAUAACAUUCCCAUGGUUGCUGAAGCUCAAGAACAAGGUCGUCUACAAUUUGGCACCUUGGAUACUUGGUUGAUCUACAAUCUCACUGGUGGCGCAGAGCAAAAUGGCGUUCUUGUUACCGAUGUAACCAAUGCAAGCCGAACCAUGCUUAUGGAUAUUCACACCUUGCAAUGGAGCGAAGAAGCAUUAAGCUUUUUCGGUCUUGAAAUGCAAACCCUUCCCAAAAUUGCAUCAUCAUCUCAAGUAUACGGCACACUGCAUGAAGGCUCUUUAAAGGGCGUUCCCAUUGCAGGUUGUCUUGGUGAUCAACAAGCAGCUCUUGUAGGCCAAAAAUGUUUUGGUGCUGGUGAUGCCAAGAACACCUAUGGCACUGGUUGCUUCAUGCUUUUCAACACUGGUAAUUCACCCGUGCUUUCUGAUAAUGGUCUUAUUUCCACUGUUGCAUAUCAAUUUGGCGAUGAUGCACCAAGCUAUGCACUUGAAGGAUCGGUUGCCGUGGCGGGGUCAUCAAUCAGCUGGCUUCGGGAUAAUUUAAAGUUGAUUUCUUCCGUGGAUCAGCUCAACGAUCUUGCAGCCGAAGUACCUGAUACGGCAGGCGUUUAUUUUGUCACAGCAUUCGGUGGUCUUUUUGCGCCUUAUUGGAGAGAUGAUGCACGCGGCACUAUUUGUGGCCUUACACAAUUCACAACACUACACCAUCUCGCUCGUGCCACGCUUGAAGCUGUAUGCUAUCAAUCUCGUGCUAUCCUUGAUGCCAUGAACAAAGAAGCCAACACACCCCUUCGUGCUCUCAAAGUGGAUGGCGGUAUUUCCAACUCUGAUCUAUGCAUGCAAAUCCAAUCCGAUAUCCUGGGUAUUACUGUUGAACGUCCUAGUAUGCGAGAGUCAACAGCACUUGGUUCAGCCAUGGCAGCUGGUCUUGCUGUAGGUGUUUGGGAAUCCAUCCAUGAUCUUGCACACGUCAACGUUCAAGGCAAAACCGAUUUUACCCCUGCCAUCAAUACGGAGAAGCGAGAACACAUGUACAAUGGCUGGCAAGAAGCCGUCAAGCGAUCCUUUGGUUGGACUACAUCGAAUCCACAGGCAUGA